GCACGAUCGAAGAUUAAUAUAGUUCUACACCAGUGCUUGGUGAUGAUGUAUGAUCAAAAGUCCCUAAACCUGCAAAGCAGCAUGUCAGCCCGUGGCUCCCUUUUAGGUCCGUGCACUAGUAUAGCACUCCGCGUAGCGCCCCCUCAGUAAUUAUUUGAUUUGUGUAUGAAUCGCGAGAGCAACAAGGACGCCGUGCGGAUCGGCUUAAAAAGAGUAAGAUUUUGUAUGCGCUCGGUGGAAAUAUAAGAUCUCGGUCCUCGGAGGGGUAGUUUUUGUUUUUGUCUAUGUUUUCGAUUCGAAUGAAGAUAAAACUCGAAGUCGCUAGAGAUCCGGAAAUCGCCUUUUUACAUUAGAGCGUCGUUUUUUUUAGUUCUUCGCAAUCAUCGAUAUAUUCUAUCUUAACAAGCGGGAUAAGCAUGUACCGCAACCGAGCAACAGCACGCUGAGCUCUCUAUGAGCCUAGAGGAAAAGUCUUAUGAGCCCAUAACCGUAGAAAGCUGAUAACUUAGGUUUAUAUGUGAGUGGGUGCUCCCGCUCGGACAGGCAUUACCCCUACUAUUGCUUAGUGGUGAGGUUAGGCAUCAUCUAGUAGCUUCUAGCCCUGUUGCCGCCAAUCCAGAGCCAUAGGAAGAUAGUAGCCUGCCGCCUCCCCCCGAAAGUCGAAAAAAUGACACACGAUCUUGAUUUUGACAUGCCUCGUAGUAAUGGAUCGCCACGGCAAGAUGCUGGCGAGGUGAAAGAUAAACGUGCCUGAUUUAUACUAAUUUUUACGCAUGUUAAGACAGCUUUCAGGGCUCGUUCAAAGAAAAAGUAUCAGUAUGUAAGCGUAAAUCUUGGAAAUUUCUGCGGCAGUGUGUUUGUUCACCACCUGGAUCCAAAAAAUUUAUAACUGCGAAACAUCUACAAAAAAUUUUUGCAACCACGCGAAGCGCGUCCUUCGUCGAGGAAUGUAAAAAAUACGAACACUUCCGUGCAAAAUCCUUAAAAACUCAAGUUCCGCCGACUAUAAGCCACCAACUCAAACGCAAAGAUAGAAGACUACAGCAGCGAAAACAAGUAGAAGAGCAAAGGAGUUUACGCAUUGUUAGCGUUUUCCCUUUUAUUUUUACCCUCCCUUUUUGUUUUCUUCUUUUAGUCUGCGAAACGGAAAUAGAAGUACGCGAAGCGCGCGUCUGUGUUUUGCGGUGUCUCACCAUCAGAAGUGCGAGCUGCGAAGGGUGGGGCGCACCAUCUUCAAGUCAAGUCUCCUCGCGCUCAAGGCUGGCGCAUCGUAGAAUGAAUGAAUGAAUGUAUUUUGAUAUAGCAAAAACCUCGACCUCGAGCAGGAGCCGUCGAGCUCGAUGAGGGGCUGAAGCCGGUCUUAGAACACAGAGCAAUAAAGUGUUUCAUGUGGAUUGCGAUGAUUUGUUAGGGCCUUGAACCGUUGACGCCAUGCCCAGGCACGAGAGAAAGAAAGACAGAAAGGAUCUUGUUGCAUAACUUUUUAUUUUCAUUUUUAUUUUCGAUUUUUGUAUCUUUUUGUUGCUUCUUCAGGAUCACAUCAGCAGGAGGACUCUGCAUUGGUAUCCUAUCGGCCUAGGACUGUGAGAGAAUCCACUAGUGGAUGUUGAUUUGCGCAUCACAAUUGCAAUACUGAUUUUUGUUUUAUUUUUAAUCACAAACUGAAACUCCAGCACAAGAAACAUAAUGCCGUCCACCAAUUACGACAAGUGGUCGAAGUUCGCGGCCGACUUGGACAGUGAUAGCGAGCAAGAGGAAGAAAAGCAGUUUCCGAAGAAGCACACGGUGAAGCAGUAUCAAUUGCAAGCAUGUCUGGGUCUGGAAGGUUCUUAUUGAUGGACUCGGGAAGCACAAGGACGCCUGAACCGACGGCCAACAACCAUGACAACUUUUUGAGCUGCUGCUAGGUGUUGUCUAGUGAUUCAGAUUCUGCAUGACACAUGACAAAAAAAUAGAUUAUAGAAGAAGAAUAAACAUAAAAAUGCGCAUGACAGAGCAUGGAAAACUUAAACGUUGCACUCCAGAUCCAAGCAUGAUGUUUGCCCCAAUCCAUAGGCAGCAAAAGUUCACAAUCAUCCAUCCGCGGGAGUACAUUCCUGGCGGCAAGCUGAAACUGUGUGAAACUGUCCUGGAAGGAGUUUUAGCGGGAUCAAAAGAAGAAGACGUGUUGGCAAGAAAUGUCUUGCAACUCGAAGAACAGCUGCAUAGUGGUGCUACUCAAGUGUCGUCGAAACCGAAAAAAGACAAGCCUUUCACGGUGGAAAGAUUCGACAAGGAGACGCGACGGCAUGUAGAGGUAGAAAUUGACUACGAAAACGGCAAGAUCGUUGAGGAUGCGGGUAUCAACAAAGACGAGCAAGCGCUACUAGCUCAAGUUAAAGAUGACACCGAGAACAAAGCAGAUGACGACGACGCUCCAGCGUCCACCAGUCUGGUAGCGGAUGGGUUGCGCUGCGACGGUGCAGUAGAUCAGCAUGGUACAUCUGUAUCGACCGAAGAGGCAAAGGCUCUGCUGAAGGGCUUGUAUACAAAACUUAAUUGGAGCAAAUCGGUCGACGAGGAGCCCACCAGUGGAGGUGAUGGCGCAGCUGCGCAAAUAAAACCGGACACCCGCCAACAGACGCCGUUCACCAUCGGUUCAACGUUUCUACCGGGAUACAACAUCGCGACGGCUGCCACCGAUCCGGUGACAAAGCAGAAAAAGCUGUGGAAAAUUUGGUACGACGACUGUUUUCUGCAAAAAGAAGGGGACUACAAACACAAUCCUGCUGCCCGAAGCUUAAUCGGUUCGAAAGCAUUGGGCGCGUUUAUCCUCGGCUGUCAGGUUGUAGAUGAGCAGAAGAAGCAGACGUAUUGGGGCCUGGUUAGUAAAAAGGAAGUCGCUGACUUGGUUUUCAACCGCUCGGAAGGAAAAGAUAGUCACCGCAUCGAACAAGAGAUGCUGCAGCAGAAAGCACAACAGGCGAAACUGGAGGCGUUGGGCAUGAAAUUCCAGUCCCUGGGCUGACAAGAUAGGCUGGCGGAGAACGAGAAGUCAGUUGUUGUUCGGUGAUGAUUGUAAGCAAAUGCCGUGCUAAUCCUUUUUCUUUGAUAAUCCACGCCUGGUAUGAUGGAAAUCAAAUUCAUGUCACCAAUCUACCACCGAGGAGAUCCAAUGAUUGCAAUAACAAUAGACACAUCCUACACGCUAACCAUUGAAGGUGUGUUAAGCCGCUAUGGGGCAUGG
Messenger RNA from Amoebophrya sp. A120, 3226 nucleotides. The record is from the annotation of a GenBank genome assembly. NCBI's taxonomy places the organism in Eukaryota, Dinophyceae, Syndiniales, Amoebophryaceae.